Pistacia vera is the source of this 1059-nucleotide messenger RNA. RefSeq names its product CRAL-TRIO domain-containing protein YKL091C-like. The transcript is spliced from 6 exons. The coding region runs from base 158 to 913 and encodes 251 amino acids. Lineage: Eukaryota; Viridiplantae; Streptophyta; Magnoliopsida; Sapindales; Anacardiaceae. The record is from RefSeq and is a predicted model, not a curated record.
AAGUCAUGCAUAUUUUACAAAACAAUGAAGUCAACAGUUGAAUAAAUGCUUCUAAGUUUCUCUUUAUAUGUAUAAAUAUAGUAUAUAUGCUCAUGAGAGAGUGCCGGGGUGAUAAUUAAAGAGCUGAGCUGAGAGGGAGAAGUUAGAGAAAUCCAACAUGAUGAGCCCAACAGACUCCGAUCGUGAGAAGGAAGAAGGUAAGCAUUUGCAAAGCAAUGAGAAGGAGCAGACGAAAUUACAACUCAUGAAAGCCCUUGUUGAAAAGCAGGAUCCCUCUUCCAAGGAAGUUGACGACUUCACUCUUAGAAGAUUUUUGCGUGCUCGUGAAUUAGACGUAGAGAAGGGUUCUACAAUGUUUCUCAAAUAUUUGAAAUGGAGGCGAACAUUUGUUCCAAAUGGUUCCAUUUCUACGUCAGAGAUCCCCAAAGAAAUUAAUCAGAACAAGAUGUUUAUGCAAGGCUUUGACAAGAAAGGACGGCCUAUAGGUGUUGUACUUGGUGCCAGGCAUUUUCAAAAUAAGGGAGGUCUGGACGAAUUCAAGCGUUUUGUGGUCUAUAUUCUUGACAAACUAUGUUCAAGGACACCACCAGGAGAGGAGAAAUUUGUUGUAAUCGGGGACCUUAAAGGUUGGGGAUAUGCAAACACUGACCUUCGUGCAUACCUUGGAGCUCUAUCCAUUUUGCAGGAUUACUACCCAGAGAGACUUGGGAAGAUGUUUAUUGUGCAUGCGCCUUACGUAUUCAUGGCAGUAUGGAAAGUCGUUUAUCCUUUUAUAGACAACAAUACUAAGAAGAAGAUUGUAUUUGUAGAGGACAACAAGCUAAAAUCAACUCUGUUGGAAGAGAUAGACGAGAGCCAGCUCCCUGAAAUAUAUGGAGGCCAACUGCCAUUGGUUCCGGUCCAGGAGAGCUAAUCACCAAUGCACCUCAUCGGGCUAGAUAGCCGCGAAAUAUUACAAAUCAACAGUUUUUUAUUUGCUCGCCAAAACCACUAAGUUGCAUAUUAACGAUAAAAUCUGCAAAUCUUUACAUCUAUUUUCAUUUCAAACUUGUAAGACAA